Messenger RNA from Aethina tumida (small hive beetle), 2984 nucleotides. RefSeq names its product coiled-coil and C2 domain-containing protein 1-like (gene l(2)gd1). Gene Ontology annotation, cellular component: nucleus. Lineage: Eukaryota; Metazoa; Arthropoda; Insecta; Coleoptera; Nitidulidae. The record is from RefSeq and is a predicted model, not a curated record. Gene Ontology annotation, molecular function: RNA polymerase II cis-regulatory region sequence-specific DNA binding; DNA-binding transcription repressor activity, RNA polymerase II-specific. The transcript is spliced from 12 exons. Bases 141 to 2495 code for a protein of 784 amino acids. Gene Ontology annotation, biological process: regulation of transcription by RNA polymerase II.
UAUUGUUCUUCUAUGACUCAUUUUUAAAAAUAACAGUGUUUUUCAUUUAAACAAAAAUUACACUAUUUUCUAAUUUAGCAUAUCAGUGCCUGUUAACUUAAGUUAUCCUAAUUAAAGUGUUACUACAUUGAAGUAAUAAAAUGUUUAAGAAAAAGCAGGACAAACAGAAAAGGAAUAGUGGCCGUGAUCUAUCACAGUUUGGCUUGUUCAAUAUUCCUGACUUGAAUAACCCAAUGGAUAAUGAAGACGAUGAUGAUGGUGACAGUGAUUUAGAGGCUGAAUUGGCAGCUUUAAGUGGUGGUGGUGGUGCUAAGCCAAAGAGACCUCCUAGAAGAAAGCCUAUCUCCCAAGGAAACUUAGAUUCUUUAGUUGCAGAAAGCAUUAAGGAUAUUCCAAGUGAUGAAGAUGUGUCUGAUGUUGACGAUAAUGAUCCUGACUUAUUAAAUGAGCUACAAAAUAUUGCAGGAGAUGAACUAGCCCCAGAGGAAUCAAUUACAGAGAGUAACCCUGAGCCUGAACCAGCUAAACCAACAUCUGACCCCUCAUCUGAUGUGCUCACUCUUUUGGAAAGUAGACUUAAAAUGUAUACAGAGGCUGAAGUUAAUGCAAAAGCAGCAGGUGAAACCAGUAAAGUGAGAAGAUAUGGACGUGCCCAGAAAACACUAAAAGAUUUGAUCAAGCAAGCUAAAUCUGGUCGAGCUAUAAAUAAUGAGGAUAUUCCACCAGAAGUGCAUUUCGUAAAAAGAAACCCGCCACCUACAGAUGGUGAAGAAGCAACUGCUACACCUGCUUCCAGUGACCCCCCAGCUUCUGAAGCUGCAUCAGCAGAUCCACCAGUGCCAGCCAUAACUAAAGAAAUUAAUACUGAAUUGCUGAAUUUGUUAAAUGAUCGUAAAAUGCGUUACAAAAUGGCUGCAUUAAAUUCUAAGAAGUCUGGAGAUACUGAAACUGCAAUGAAAUAUAUUAAAAUUGCUAAACAGUUUGAUACUGUUAUUGCUGCUGUUGAAGCAGGACAACCUGUAGAUUUGUCUGGUAUGCCAGGUCCUCCAGGAGAUGGAAUUGAACAAAAUCAGGUUCAACAAAAUAGUUCAGUAGACCCCCCUGCUGAAGAAGACAAGCCACAAGAACCAGUUCAAGCUCCAGCACUGAUUACAGCAUCUUCAGUUUUAGAAGCAUUAGAACAAAGGUUGGCAGUUUUUAAAGAACAAGAGAACAAAGCUAAACAAGAAGAUAAUCCAAGUAAAGUACGUAGAUAUGGAAGAAUAAUCAAACAGUUUGAACAAGCUAUUAAACUACACAAGGCUGGUAAACCUAUUCCUGUUGAUGAACUUCCUACACCACCAGGUUAUGGACCAAUACCAGUGGGUAAUGGGGCUGAUGCAGCUCCUAAAAGUCAACCAGAACCAACUCCUGCUGAUACACCACCACGCCCUUCAAAACCCAGCCCUCCAAAGACACAGACAGGUGGACAUACGCCCACUUCGAGGGCUGAAAAACAAGUAGUUAUACUCUUGGCCAAACAAAAACAAUUCAAAAUGGCUGCUUUAAAUGCCAAAAGACAAGGUGAACUUGUACAAGCAAUGGAAUAUCUAAAAACAGCGAAAGGAUUUGAUAGAUUAUUGGAUGCAGCUCGAGCAGGUCUACCAGUCGAUUGGUCCUCUAUUCCUGUAUCACCUGAGGCAAAAUCUCAAUUAGAUAAUGAAUAUGAUAUUGUUAUGGCGGACGAGUGUAAUUUGGACGACAGUGCCGACGCAGAUAUUAUGACUAGACUCGAAAACCAACUUUCUAAACAAUUAAAGAUGUGUCUGAGUACUAGAGAUCAUCAUAAAGCUUUGGGUGAUGUAGCUGGCAUGAAUAGGUUUGAAAGAUUAGCUAUCAAUGUUACUAAAGAUCUUGAUGUGGUUAGACUAGCACAUAGAACUCCAGGAGCUAAAGUGCCUCUAUUUCAUUAUGAAAUGAAGGAUUUCUCAAUUAUAAAGAGUUUUACAGAGCUAACUGACAAUGAUUUGGAACUGGUGAUACUUAGGGGAAUAAAUUAUAAUGCCGCCAAUCCAAAAGAUGUCGAUACCUAUGUUAAAUUUAUUUUCCCAUUUCCUCAGGAUACACCAUUUUCUGAUUACACAUCAACUGUAAAAGACACCAAUAAUCCAGAAUACAAUUCUACAUUUAAUAUUCCUAUUCAACGAAAUUCCAGAAAUUGUCAAAGAGUUUUUAAACGUCACGGAAUCAAAUUCGAAGUGUAUUCGAAAGGCAGUUGCGCUAGCAUCUUAUGCGAAUGUUUCAGUGGUUGGUUCAAAAGUGAUUCUCUGAUGGGGACUGUCAAUCUAAAGCUGCAACCAUUGGAGACGCAGUGUGAGAUUCACGAUAGUUUCGAUAUAAUGGAUGGCAGAAAGAAAACUGGAGGAAAAUUAGAAGUGCGCCUACGGUUAAGAAGUCCAAUUGUUGCCCAGGAAAUAGAACAAUUGCAAGAAAAAUGGUUAAUUAUUGAUUCAUAAAAAUUUUUGAUCAAUUUCUACACAAAAGAUUAAUAAUGUUCACCAUAAUAUUCUGAAUAAGCAAGUGCAAAAUUGAAUACUUCGUUAAUAAACAUCCCGGUAUUGGAAUUAAUUUAUUAAAAUAAUUUAAUACGAUCAAAUUAUUUUAUACAGUACUAGUGAUAACUUCCCACAAAAAAAUAAGAUGUUAAGAUAUAAGGUGAAGUGUGUAUUGAAUUAUUUUACGUAUUUAGAUUUUACUAUGACUUACGACUUAUCCAAUAAAUGUAACUGUCAUUAACAUAAAAUAUUGUAUAUUGCCUAUAAUAUGAUAUAUUGUGAUUAGUAGCUUUAAAAACCACAAAAAUUUUAUUAUAUAGAAUAUUACAUAAAGAUGUAUAUUUUGGAGUACUUGUUUGCCUUAGUGUUUCUUUUAACUUGGCGUUGUUAAUAUUGAAUUGGUUUUUAUUAUAAAUAUGUAUUUAGUAAAAAAUAAAUUUAUACUACGUG